UUUAGUCUGGAGCAAGUGAUAAUGGAUGGUGGGAGGUUGUACCUUGUAUUCGAGUAUCUUAAUGUGGACCUGAAACGUUAUCUCGAUGACCACGGGCGAAAGAAUAUGUUGGACCCGAGCGUUACAAGAGUAUACCAAAUCGCUUACGUACUAUCGUUUUAGAGUUUUAUGUAUCAGAUGCUUCAAGGACUGUUGUUUUGUCACGGGAGACGUGUCAUACACCGAGACCUGAAGCCACAGAAUAUACUUGUGGAUGUUGGUCGGAAAAUAGUGAAACUUGCUGACUUUGGAUUAGCACGGGCAUUCGGAAUCCCUGUACGGGUUCUAACUCACGAGGUCGUUACCUUGUGGUAUCGUGCACCCGAAAUUUUACUCGGAGCCCAACGCUACUCGUGUGCAGUAGAUAUAUGGUCGAUGGGUUGCAUCUUUUCAGAAGUUGCUACAAAGGAAGCGUUGUUCAGAGGUGACUCUGAAAUCGACCAGUUGUUUCGGAUUUUCCGUCUACUCGGGACCCCUUCUGAAGACGUCUGGCCGGGCGUAACCAACUUACCUGACUACAAAAAGAAAGGCUUUCCGUUGUGGAGAGAGUCCAAGCUGACGACGAAUGAGAAUAUCACAAAGGCUUUCAAUGAUCUUGGUUUGUCUUUGCUUCAGGCAAUGCUCAUUUACGAACCAUCUCGCCGAAUAACUGCCAGGGAUGCUCUCCUUCAUCCCUACUUCGCGGAUUUAGAUAAGUCAACUGUUCCUGCCACGGGUGAAGAGUAUAUUGGUCUUCCUUUAGACCAGUUACCUCAUGAGGUUGCUGCGAUGUUCUUAGCAGAUGCUGGAGAGGCUUAUAGGACGGAAUCGGAUCGGGAAAACGCCGGCCGACAGCUUGGGGUUCUCCCAAGCACCGUUGAACUGGGUGCAGAUUCAUUGCCAACAUCGAAAUUUCUCAGUACAACUCAGAAAGGGCAACACACUUCUAUGGACACCACCUCACAACCUACUGUUCCGUUAGCAGACAGCCAUGAAGUUAACAUGUCGAUUGCCUAACAUUGUCUGCUGGUCUUUAUUCUCUUCAGCAACCCCGCCCGGUGCCUGUCCCGUGUAAAGAACGUAUUUUGUAACGGACACCAGUUUUUCAGACCGAACCAUUAUUUUGUGCUCACUGAUUUUUGUAUAAAUCGGUAAAAGACGAGAACGAGCACUAUUUCACUAUGUUGCACGCGUCAAUGCAGACACUAUUGUUGCUGUCCAGGAAAUUAGUGCUUGCUUGUCUGACAAAUUUUUCAUCCUGUAUGGCGUGUUUGUUAUGGUACUCGUAUAUGACUCCGUAUUUAUCUACCAUUGGCUUUUCAGGUGUAAUGACCAACGUCUAGAAGACUGUUGUUCCCCCCAUUCCCAAUCCACUAUUCGACUCAGCAUAAAGUUUUCGCUUCCC
Messenger RNA from Opisthorchis viverrini, 1423 nucleotides. RefSeq lists its product as hypothetical. The record is from RefSeq and is a predicted model, not a curated record. The coding region runs from base 169 to 1035 and encodes 288 amino acids. Gene Ontology annotation, molecular function: ATP binding; cyclin-dependent protein serine/threonine kinase activity; RNA polymerase II CTD heptapeptide repeat kinase activity. Lineage: Eukaryota; Metazoa; Platyhelminthes; Trematoda; Opisthorchiida; Opisthorchiidae. Gene Ontology annotation, cellular component: nucleus. The transcript is spliced from 3 exons. Gene Ontology annotation, biological process: protein phosphorylation; G2/M transition of mitotic cell cycle; mitotic G2 DNA damage checkpoint signaling.